AUUUGUCGGUCUAAGGGAAGAUAGAAUGUAAGUUUGUCAAGUGUCCAUCUAUUAUUUUUGUUAUGAUUAUCAGGUAUUUAGCUGGGAUUAUAACAUUUAACAUGUUAAAAUAGCAAGUUUCUACUUUCGAUUUACGAUUUACUACCGAACGACUCACGUGACAGCUGAAAAGGCACAACUGUGGUUUUAAGUUGGACAUAUGCUUGUUUUGGAUAAAGAAUUAGUAGUCGUUGGCUUCAGGUUGUAGAAAACAAAAGAAAUGGCGAGUGCACAAGGCCAAGAUGUGGUACGUUGCAAUUUAUGUCCAGAACCCGUAGAAUUUUACUGCAACCCGUGCUCUGUGGAGUUGUGUAGCAGCUGUGUUUUAAGGCACAUGAUGGAUAAAUCGAAAAAUCAUGAAGUUGUUGCAUUUGAGAGCAGAAAAAUCAAAACUGUGUAUCCAGAGUGUCAAUCUCACAGAAAUAAAUGCGAGACAUAUUGUCGUGAUUGCAAGGCAGCCAUAUGUAUCAAAUGCGUCAUCGGUUCACACAAAGAGCAUGACGUCACGGAAAUAGAAGAAAUAGUUCAAUUACAAAAAAAACGUUUAGAAUCUGAUACAGAGGAAUUGGAAGAAAAAGCCUUGCUAAAAAUUAUGCUUAUGAAAGAAAAUGUUUCCUCAAGCAACGUUAUGAUUGACAAUGUCCUCUAUGAACUGACUGAAAGAGAAAACCAAAUUAAGGCAGCGGUUCACAGUGAAGUAGAGAAGAUGAGGGAAAAGGUUCGUCUUGUUAAAAAAGGUAAUAAAGCUGUCAUUUCAGAAAACCAGUCCCACAUUUCUGAUUUGGAAUCCAAACUAAAGCAAGAGAUAAAGAAGAAUAGACAAAUUCUGCAGACACAACAGAUACAGGGUAUAUUGAAUUAUGAGUGUAUUCAUGAAAAUUUCAAAACAGACUUAAACCUCCAAAAGUGUGUUCAUCCACAUUAUGUAU
This is a messenger RNA of Saccostrea cuccullata (small rock oyster), 968 nucleotides long. RefSeq names its product transcription intermediary factor 1-beta-like. The record is from RefSeq and is a predicted model, not a curated record. The transcript is spliced from 3 exons. Lineage: Eukaryota; Metazoa; Mollusca; Bivalvia; Ostreida; Ostreidae. The annotation marks the transcript as partial. Gene Ontology annotation, molecular function: zinc ion binding.